Colletotrichum destructivum is the source of this 2196-nucleotide messenger RNA. RefSeq lists its product as uncharacterized. Lineage: Eukaryota; Fungi; Ascomycota; Sordariomycetes; Glomerellales; Glomerellaceae. The transcript has 4 exons. The record is from RefSeq and is a predicted model, not a curated record. The coding region runs from base 587 to 1807 and encodes 406 amino acids.
UCUGUACCCUUGAGGCCUGUGCAGAGAGUAAGUCUAUCUGCACCUGCCUUGCCAGGACACUAUCGGAACGGAUCGAAUGACACUGUGUGCCGAUACGCGUCCAGAACUUCGGAUGGUGGAGGAGCACCGGCACCAGCACCAGCACCUACAGGUGUCCGUAAGGUAUUACAGUAUUACAAUAGGCGAAGAGGCGCAUUCAAACAACGGGCCAUACCUACGUUCCAGGGUCCAAGAGGCUCCCCACCCGAGAGACCAAACAGCCGCCAGCUGAAGUCGCAUCAAAGGCGCAGACGCAGAACAUCUCUGGCCCAGCGCUGCGAUAUUCGCAGUUCUUCUUGUCUAUCUGUUAUAGCCUAAACUAUCGACAUUUCAUCCUUGCUUUUUCGACGCUCCGUCUUCCUCGCCGCCGCCGCCGCCGCCGCCACCCGAUCACGACGACAACGCUCGUCCAUCGUCAGCGAUCAUCGCCACGUCUAUUCCGAGUUUAUUAUCCCGCUAUCGGACAGUUGCAGGCCCAAACCGAACACACCUUCUUGCUUGCUUUUCUUUCGGCCGCCGACGCCCGGCGAGCCUGCUCUCGGCAACAAUGUGGCGUUUCUUUCGACCUCGUGGAGGGGCCGCAAGCGCGACCACCCUCGCUGCUCGGAUGAUUGCGCCGAGGGUCGCCAACCAGCAGUCCAUCAUCGUGCAAAGGGUCAAAAUAUCCAAACCCAUGUUUAGAGCCAGGACCUUUCUCCUCGGCGCCGGCAUUUCGCUUGCCUGCUGGCACAUUUACUGGUCGACCGUCCUGAACCCAUUUUUCCGACAUGUAGACCGCGAGUACGAAAACCUCUCAGUGGCGGAAAAGAAGGCACUGGAUGAAGAGAUGGAAGAAGAGACGGAGCCGUGGUUCAUCCCCUUCCCCUUCACGACCAAGUCCGUGUCCCAGCCAUCGUACAAACCCACCGACCCGGAGUGGGCACGCUUUGUGCAGCUUAGCAAGGACAAGGAAGGCCAGAAGCAAAUACGAGCUCAUCUGUCCGAACUUGUCAGGGCCGUAGUCGAAAGAGACCCGGGUAUCGCAGCCAGGUGCGGAAACUCAGUCAAGCUCAGGAGAUACUGGCUCGAUAUCGAUUUUCCUUCACGCCCCCCGCCAGUCUUCGUCUCUUCUGGGCUGUUGUUGCAGGACGGUGGACUAUACUGGUCCACUCAGGAGGUCGACUCUUUUGCCGUCUGGCGCCUGAAGAAGGUUCUCUGGCCAGAGGCUAUGGCCCUCUCGACAUGGGCAUUUACAUCCACAUUGGUCAAGCAACACUUGACGGAGUUCUCCCGAGCCCUUGGGUUCGCGUCUAGCACUCCCGCACACUCGUUUCCGCCAGUUCAGGGUGGCAACAUGCAACAGAAAGCUGAAGGGCCUCUGCCGUCUGCCAACAGACAGACUCCGGAUGGUACACCGGCGGAGAACGCCUCUCACAGCGUCAGCAAGACGGCGGACUCUCGACAGGAGGACGGGCUGCAGAGCGGCGGCAGGACCAACUUUGUCAGGGAUACGGCCAUGGCCCAUGUAGAGGGCAUGAAGCAGAUCACGCAGGGGCCGGUGAGGGAGUUCUUGAGGAAGUUGCAACAAACUUGGCGCCAGCCGAGACAAUACCCACCGCGUGGGUGCGUCAUGGUUUCUGGGUUCGUCGAGUGCGAUCUGCCCAAAGCCAUGGUGUUGAUUGACGUCUGGGGUUUCUGGGACCCCAGGACGAAGUCAUUCCAUCCCGGCUCGACAAUUCUGAACCUGAGGAGAAUCCAGCUAAAGCGACAACCCGCUGCACGGAAGUAAUGGGGCUUGAUGAUGGGCCCUCUGGGGGAUUGGAAAAAGUGGGAAACGAAAAUGGUCUUUGCAUAAUAGUGGCGUUGGGGCAGUGGUGAGUGUCUAUCUGCCUUUGGGUUUCUUUUUGGCAUUGGUUGGCGAUUCGAUCUCACCGACUGCACGCGCAUUGGGCUGGGAGUUUAGCGGCGGCCUCCGUGGCUGCGAUCAAACGAAGCAUUCUAUUCAUUGAUAGAGUGAGCGUUACUUUGUUCUUCAUCAAGAUACCAUAGAUGAGCUCGGAAAUUUUCGAGUCUGAGAUAGCGCGGCAAAGAGAUGCCAAAUUCUUCCUCUCGAUUGCGAUCUGGAGCCUCUUGGGCAUGUAGGAACGCCAAAUUGGCGAAGCAUGCGCCUGUUUUUGC